CUCCUACCUCCCGCAAAUCCCCCAGUCCUCCCGGCAGGACAUCUGCGCUGCUUCCUCCCUACUCUAUGGACUUAAUUCCCGGCUUGCUUUUCCUUUGACCCUCCCUGCCUUCCCCUGUUGACUCUGGGUCUUAUCUUGUCCUCCGGAGGUAUGCUAGGUGCUGUGCCAGCCUGCCCGUUCGCCUGGCCUGUUUUCUUUCACUGCCAGCACCUCUUGGAUUCCAAUUCCAAACAUGGUAUCCCUCUGGGGUCACCCUUUCUUCUGGUGCCAGGAGGUCAUGCAUUCCAAAUGGAGCACAAGUGUGUGCCUCUCCUCCGGCUGCCUCUCCGCUCCUCCUCCUGCCUGGGAACGACAGACAGCAGGAUGUGACUGCUUCGUCCCGGCGUUGCUGAAGUUUGUGGUGUCGAGUUCCUGCGUCCUCUCAGGGCAAUGUAUGCUUUUUGCUAAGAACUAAACAUGAGGACUAUGCUAAGAAAGCCGGAGCCAAAGAGGUUUCCCAGAGCACUGCGAGGGGAAGAGGAGCUUCGCUGAGAGAGAAAGGAAAAGGAAAAGAAAAAUCCCAAACAACAAAUUCAGGUUUUCAAGCUCCCAUGGAAGUGUACUAUGCCCUGGCGUUCUUUCUCAGAGCCACCUGCCAGCAUCCCUGCCAGCAAAGGUAGCGUUGGUGGUGAGAAGUCACCUGGGAGUACAGACUGAUUUUUUUUCCACCCAGUUUCCUUUGUGGAGACCUUAUCGGAGCCUGCAAAGGCCCCGACAGCCCCAAAGAUGAGUGCCAACGGCAGCACGGUGGCUCAGCUCCUGUGGCAUCGGCCCGUGUGCAGUAGCUGGAGACAGGAUGUGGAAGGAGCUGUCUAUCACCUGGCCAACUGCUUCCUGCUAAUGGGCUUUAUGGCGGGCAGUGGAGUCUACGGCUGCUUCUAUCUUUUCGGCAUCCUGGGCCCGGGCUUCCUCUGCUGUGUGCUGUGGGGCUGGUUUGAUGCUUGCGGGCUAGACGUCGUCCUUUGGAACGCCCUCCUGUCCGUGGCGUGCCUACUUCAGCUGGCACAGCUGGUCUAUCAAGUCCGGGUGAAUACCCUGCCGCAGGAGUUCACCCUCCUCUACAGGACACUGUGCCUGCCCCUGCAGGUGCCCAUGCAGGUCUACAAGGAAAUCGUCCACUGCUGCCACGAGCAGGUCUUGACACUGGCCACGGAGCAGACCUACGCCGUAGAGGGGGAGACAGCCAUCAACCGCCUGUCCCUGCUGCUCUCUGGCCGGGUCCGAGUGAGCCAGGACGGGCAGUUUCUGCACUACAUCUUUCCAUACCAGUUCAUGGACUCUCCUGAAUGGGAAUCACUGCAUCCUUCUGAAGAGGGGACCUUCCAGGUGACGCUCACCGCUGAGACCGAAUGUAGCUACAUUUCCUGGCCCCGGAAAAACCUUCACCUUCUUCUGAACAGAGAGCGAUAUAUCUCCCGUCUCUUCUCAGCCCUGCUGGGCUAUGACAUCUCCGAGAAGCUCUACACCCUCAAUGACAAGCUGUUUGCCAAGUUUGGGUUACGCUUCGACAUCCGCCUUCCCAGCCUCUACCAUGUUCUGAGUCCCUCAGCCUCCGACGGGGAACCAGAGUCUGAGAAAGAUGAUGAAGAAGCCCUUGAGGCAGCUGUGUCCCCUGCUCAGGCCAGGCCCGUCUGCAUCGGGCCAACACCCCCUUGUUCCCCGCCCCCAGCUACCACCAACUUCCCUGUGCCUCUGCCCCGGGCCAGGAUGCCCAGGUCUGACAGCGGCCCCCUGGCUUCUAGAAGUCCUCUCCUGAUCCCUUCUCCAGUUAUGUCCAGUGCACGGGCCCCGUUGGCUCCAACCCACACGCCGGAGCUCUAAGGAUCGCAGAGCUGUUGUCUCUGUGGCCACGUGGUGCUCCUCCACGGUCCCUGGAUGACCGCUUGUACUCACUCACACCCUCCUCUUAGCCCUCCAGAAAGAUCUGGAGUAUGGGAUGGACAUGACGUGGAAAACUCACCUUCAUGGGUUUCCUCACGGGAGGAGGAGGGCCCAGAGGCGCCAGGCCCGACUCCACCUUUUAUGGGAUGGGUUGCAGGACAGUGCCAGGUUUACAGCCUCUGUGAGCCUGCUCUGUGAGGCUAUGAGCUCACAUCACAGGGUUGUUGUGAGGACUGGGCAAAGCACCUAUGACCGGACAUGGUGUCCAGCAAGCACGCAAUAAAGCACGUCAUGCCUC
This is a messenger RNA of Apodemus sylvaticus (European woodmouse), 2218 nucleotides long. It is a transcript of the gene Popdc2, whose product is annotated as popeye domain containing 2. The transcript is spliced from 4 exons. Gene Ontology annotation, molecular function: cAMP binding. Gene Ontology annotation, cellular component: sarcolemma. The coding region runs from base 766 to 1860 and encodes 364 amino acids. The record is from RefSeq and is a predicted model, not a curated record. NCBI's taxonomy places the organism in Eukaryota, Metazoa, Chordata, Mammalia, Rodentia, Muridae.